This is a messenger RNA of Opisthorchis viverrini, 609 nucleotides long. RefSeq lists its product as hypothetical. The annotation marks the transcript as partial. NCBI's taxonomy places the organism in Eukaryota, Metazoa, Platyhelminthes, Trematoda, Opisthorchiida, Opisthorchiidae. The transcript has 5 exons. The record is from RefSeq and is a predicted model, not a curated record.
GGAUGUGGAGUAGGUAGCUGCGAUUUGGAGGCGGGAGCUGAUAAACUGGGAUGUGGAGUAGGUAGCUGCGAUUUGGAGGCGGGAGCUGAUAAACUGGUCCUGUUUUGUGGAUUAAAGGAAGAAGUACGGUUCAUUCCCAACUGCAGCGGCCUCCUCCAUUUCUUAAACUUCUUGUUUCCACCACGCCCCUGUCCAUACAUAUUUUACGCUGAGAACCGUCGCCUCUUCGACUACGCGCAAUUCUGCAGUGGUUUGAUCAAUCCUGACUCGCAAAUCCUGUUCGAAUACCAACUCUUGAAAACAUAUCAUCCCGAGACACGUGACCAAAAGAACCAAACUGCAACCAAGGAAGCUGGUUUUCAGCAGACUUGCAGUCAACCACAGACGGGCAGUCCAUCCGGCUAUACCACCGGGAGAGACAGAGAUGAUUUCGAUGAACUGGAGGGUGGCCCCUCAGUUGAAUCAUCCUCUGGUGCCACAGAUUUUGGCUCCGGUUCGUCGAUCGAAACCCGGCGGUCCGUUUGUUCCGGAACUGGAGCACCUAACUUAUCGUCAGCUGUCACCGAAGAACUGGUGGAUGGUGAGGAAUGGAAGGUGUCCACGAGUUGA